AUGGCCGAUUCCCGCAUUCCUGUAACUGUUCUCACUGGCUUCUUAGGAAGUGGAAAGACAACUUUACUCAACUAUAUCCUCAAGAACAGUCAACAUGGAAAAAGAGUAGCUGUUAUAGAAAACGAAUUUGGGGAGGUAUCUGUGGACGAUUCCCUUGUGGUUGAUGCUGGACAAGAAAUCUUUGAGACCCAAAAUGGCUGCUUGUGCUGCAAGGUCAGAGGGGAUCUUAUACGUAUAUUACACCAGCUGAUCGAUGAACGUAAAGGCCAGUUUGACAUGGUAUUGAUUGAAACAACCGGAAUGGCGGAUCCAGGACCGGUAGCUCAGUCAUUCUUUGCAGACGAGCGGAUCCAGGAUGCUUUCAGGAUUGACGCUAUUGUGACUAUGGUGGAUGCCAAACACAUCGCCCUUAGUUUAGGAGACACAGAAGAGGGGGCAACAGUUGAGAAAAGAGAAGAAGCAUACCAACAGAUUGCAUUUGCAGAUGUUGUCUUACUCAACAAAACCGAUCUAAUUACACAAACUGAACUCGAGACCUUGGAGAAACGUAUAAAAAGAAUCAACGAUGUGCCCAUAAUUCCCUCUGUCUAUGGAAAGGUGGACCUGAACAACAUAUUAGCUAUUGGAGGAUUUGAUUUGGAUCGUGUUCUUGAGCGUGAACCUGCGUUUUUAAAUACAAAAUCAGAUGAUCACAGCCACAAACCACAUGUAGGUAUCCAUCAGGGAGAAAUUACUUCUGUGGGUAUCUGUGAGGUUGGUGAGGUAGAUUAUGAUCUUCUCAACCGGUGGAUCCAGAGUGUACUUGCUUCCAUGGGAAAAGAUAUCUAUCGUAUGAAGGGUAUUUUGAAUGUGCACGGAGAAGAGGACCGCUAUGUAUUUCAAGGUGUUCAUAUGAUGAUCGAUGGCCAACAGGAUAGAGCAUGGCGUGCAGAUGAAGACAGGACAAACAAAUUGGUUUUUAUUGGAAAAAACCUCAAUCGAACAGCUCUUAUUAGCAGCUUUCAAAAAUGCCUUGUCAAAGAUACUUCUAUUACACUCUAA
Phycomyces blakesleeanus NRRL 1555(-) is the source of this 1041-nucleotide messenger RNA. RefSeq lists its product as hypothetical. The transcript is spliced from 6 exons. The record is from RefSeq and is a predicted model, not a curated record. Lineage: Eukaryota; Fungi; Mucoromycota; Mucoromycetes; Mucorales; Phycomycetaceae. Bases 1 to 1041 code for a protein of 346 amino acids. Gene Ontology annotation, cellular component: cytoplasm.